CGCGGCUUAUGCUCUGAGCAGCAUGUGACACUAUCAGCCAAUGGGGAUACAGUAUUUGAAUAUUCAAAGUCCAAAGCACCUAGAAUCAGCCAAGAUCUCCAAUUUAAGCUUCUAUAUCUUGUCCAAAAGAAACAGCCAUGGCCCUCAGAAGUACUGUCCAGACCACCAACACUACAAGGAGCGACUAUGGAACUAGAUUCCCCACUGCCAAGAGCUUCUAUGACAAAGUGAAGCCUCGGGCCGCCUUAGGGAGUCUGAACAAUGCCAAACUCACCAAAGAGCAUCCAGAGAAAGCUAUGAAGAGCAAGGUCCCUGUUCUAAGGCCUGUCAAGAUGGUAGCAGCUCCCCCUGAAGAUAUGGAUGUGGCCACUAAAGUUAUGAAGAGCAAGGUCCCUGUUCUAAGGCCUGUCAAGAUGGUAGCAGCUCCCCCUGAAGAUAUGGAUGUGGCCACUAAAGCUAUGAAGAGCAAGGUCCCUGUUCUAAGGCCUGUUAAGAUGGUAGCAGCUCCCCCUGAAGAUAUGGAUGUGGCCACUAAAGCUAUGAAGAGCAAGGUCCCUGUUCUAAAGCCUGUCAAGAUGGUAGAGCAUGUGCCAGCUCCUCCUGAAGAUAUGGAUGUGGCCACUGUUACACAACAGCUCUCAGACAUGCUGCACAUUAAAGACAUUGAUUUGGCAGAUGCAGACAACCCUCAACUGUGCACGGAGUAUGCCAAAGAUAUAUUUCUGUACAUGAGAGAACUAGAGAGGAAGUUCCACGUGUCUCCAACGUACUUGAGGUCUCAGACACAACUUAACUCAAAGAUGAGAGCUAUUCUAGUAGACUGGCUGGUUCAAGUACAUCUCAAGUUCACCCUCCUCCAAGAAACGCUCUAUUUAACUGUUUCCAUUGUCGACAGAUAUCUUUCAACACAUCAAGUGGCCAAGGCCAACCUUCAGCUGGUUGGUGUGACUGCCAUGCUGCUUGCCAGCAAGUAUGAGGAGAUGUAUGCUCCAGAAGUGAGGGACUUUGUCUACAUCACCGACGAGACAUACACUGGAGCAGCAAUACUCAAACUAGAGAUGAAGAUGCUCAAGGAGCUUGACUACAGUUUAGGGAACCCUCUUCCCAUUCACUUCCUCAGGCGCUACUCUAGGGCUGGAGAGACUACUCCAGAGAUACACACAAUGGCAAAGUUCCUAAUAGAGCUGUGUCUACCUUCCUACCCUAUGCUAGAUUUCUAUCCUUCAUUAUUGGCAGCUGGAGCUCUCUACCUGGCCAUGUGUCUCUGUGGGAGUGGAGAGUGGACGCCAUCUCUUGUCUUCUACUCUACAUAUUGUGAAGAACAACUCAUUCCCUGUGUCAAACAAAUGGCUAGGAUAGUUGUUGCCAUGCCAACCUCCAAGCAGCAAGCCAUCAGAAAGAAGUACUCAGAUGUGAAGUUCCUAGAAGUAGCAAAAUCAGAGUCUCUCAAAGGAACCACUGUCAGAACUUUGGCAUCCUAAUCCCACUAACUGAUCUACUAGCUCAAUACAGAGUAUUGUACUUGUUUACUUGUGUAUUUUGGUGCUUUUGCUAACAUUUAUAUACAUGGUUUCACUUUUUUGGA
This is a messenger RNA of Halichondria panicea, 1585 nucleotides long. Its product is annotated as G2/mitotic-specific cyclin-B-like. The transcript has 6 exons. Gene Ontology annotation, cellular component: cyclin-dependent protein kinase holoenzyme complex; nucleus; cytoplasm. The record is from RefSeq and is a predicted model, not a curated record. Gene Ontology annotation, molecular function: cyclin-dependent protein serine/threonine kinase regulator activity. Bases 138 to 1481 code for a protein of 447 amino acids. NCBI's taxonomy places the organism in Eukaryota, Metazoa, Porifera, Demospongiae, Suberitida, Halichondriidae. Gene Ontology annotation, biological process: regulation of cyclin-dependent protein serine/threonine kinase activity; mitotic cell cycle phase transition.